Molecule: messenger RNA, 1937 nt
Organism: Trichoplusia ni (cabbage looper)
Lineage: Eukaryota; Metazoa; Arthropoda; Insecta; Lepidoptera; Noctuidae
Exons: 6
Coding region: 399-1310 (303 amino acids)
Source: RefSeq, a predicted model, not a curated record
AGUAAAUAUAGAAGAAUGAUUCACAUUUAAAUUUUAUUUCGAAAUUUUUGUUUCUAAAAUUGCUUCUUAAUAUUUCUUAGUUCACUCAACGUCUGUCAAUCUCCUUUGCUGGUAACAUGUCAUCCUAACAUUCCGUCGUGCGACUCGUAACGGUGUGGACGCGUAUUGUGACUUUAGUUGGAUAUUCCCCAUUUUUAUUUGUGAUUGGCUACUUGGCGUUGGCGACAUUUCUCACUUCCUCCUACAGUGUUUAAAUGGACUAAUCCCGCCUAUUGGGACGGACUAGAAGGAGACGAAACUAAUUCUGUAUGUCACAUCAUUAGUGACCCCACCCAGAAUCGAACCCGGGACUCCGUGAUUCGCAGUCAGGGCACUCUGCGCCGCGCUACCGAGAAAAAAUGGAACCAAGAGCACGAGCUAGUGGCCAACAAUUCAAGACCCUUUUGGAGUUUAUGGAAAGUCAUGGUGACAUCACCCGAAUUCAACCGGAUGAUCAGGGACGAGUAAGAGUGUAUCGUUUGUGGCGAAAAGCGACGAACAUAUUGAAUUCUGUUGCUGGUGGUGUUCAGAAGACUCCUGACAAAUGGAAAAAAGUGUGGGCGGAUUGGAAAUCUAAGACAAAAAAGAAAGCUCUUACAAUACAUCGUCACCGAAACGAGAAUAAAAGCGUUGGUCCAAGAUCCAAACUUUUUCUGACUGAUUUUGAGGAACGGUUGCUGGUGAUUAUGGGUGCAGUAUCAGCUGAAGGUCAAUACAGUGUUGAUGAUCAACAAUAUAAUAGUUCAUCACUGAUCAACAUUAGGAGGCAAAUUCCGGACGAUGAGGGGUCGCAAUCAUCACCUAUACCGUCACCGGAGCAUAUAACCCCAAACACGCCUCCAUCCGUCAGCCGUGAGCAAGCCCAGCAAUCCACGAGUCGUGACCAGGCCCAGUCAUACUCAGAUCACGAGCAGUCUCAGCAAUUCUACAGCCAGGAGCAGGUAUACGAUCAUACCAACGAUCCUACCGUUACCACAAGAUCGAUGACAAACAGACGAGGGCAAACAUUGGCUAACUCAGUGCCUCGCCUGAUGACAAGACCUCGUCGAAGAGUAGUGCAGAUUCCCUUCGACCGAAGUACUAGCGAAUUUUUAAACAUAGAAAAGCGACGCCUCGCGUUAGAAGAGGUACGCGAGAGGAACAACUCACGAAGGAUUGACGUUGACAUUGAGCGAAAUAAAAUAUUGUCCCGUUUUGCAGAUCUAGCUACAACACUACUGCAACACUAUUUAGGUAAGGAUAACACGGAAUGCCCAAUUAAAACUGAGUAGUGUUCGUACAUUACAGCGUACCCCAAAUCCAUUCCACAGAACAUUUUUUAGACGUUCAUGCGGAUCUACAUACAGUCAGUUCGCAUUCUUUUGAUUUGGAUUUAAAAUCCGUCCUUGUCUUACGCGAAAAUCAAACCAAGCAAUCUUCAUCUUUUGCUAUAUUUGUAAUUAAACAGCUUUUCUGUUUUCGACAGAACGAACGCUCAGUAUUUUCUUGCUCGGCUCGAUUGCAACCGUUUCCUUUACUUACUGAACAAAAUUGAGACUUUGGAUUUUUAAUUUCUCUUUGGCCUUAAAUUUAUUGUGUUAUCCCUCGUGUAGUGCAAGUUGUCGCGACCACUCAAAGAACAUUAAUUUUUCCUUUGCCAUUUUCUAGUCUUCUCUACGACGAGUGCCUGUCCUCUUUUAGAUGCAGUAACGCUUCCAAUUUAUUAUACCUUACGUCGAAGCAAUCCUUUCAAUCUUUCUCCACCUACCACAUAUUGAAAGUUAUUAAUAUGUUCUAAUCUGUUCGGGUUACUAUGGGGUCUUACUAUGUUUCACAGCCAUUCAUGUACAAUAAGUUGUAGUGAACACAGUGUAUAAUAUAAAAAUGUUAUUAAAGCGUUCUAAUACGUAUUGAUGGUA